Lathyrus oleraceus (garden pea) is the source of this 716-nucleotide messenger RNA. RefSeq lists its product as uncharacterized. The record is from RefSeq and is a predicted model, not a curated record. NCBI's taxonomy places the organism in Eukaryota, Viridiplantae, Streptophyta, Magnoliopsida, Fabales, Fabaceae. Gene Ontology annotation, biological process: regulation of DNA-templated transcription. The transcript is spliced from 5 exons. Gene Ontology annotation, cellular component: nucleus. The coding region runs from base 139 to 492 and encodes 117 amino acids. Gene Ontology annotation, molecular function: transcription coactivator activity.
CCAAGUAAGAAAAACAGCGCAACAAUUAACAAAAAAGAAAAAUUAUAAACUCAACAGCAACAGAAGUAAAGGUGGACAGAGACAGUGAAUUCUCAAUCAACUAACUAAGCUCCAACCGAAGACAAACCAAAGAAGACAAUGAUGCGAUACAAAGAGGAAAAAGAAGCUAAGAAAGAAUCAUUCAGAAAAUAUCUUGAAUCAAGUGGAGCUGUUGAUGCUCUAACCAAAGUUCUUGUUGCUUUAUAUGAGCAAAACGACAAACCUUCUUCUGCUCUUGAGUUUAUUCAACAGAAAUUGAGUUGUCCUUCUAUCCCUGAAUAUGAAAAGUUGCAAGCUCAAUUCUCUGAUCUACAAAUCAGAUAUAAUGAUCUUCUCACUACACACCGCAACACCUGCAAAGAGUUAGAAGAAAUGAAAAGCUCCCAUGUGUUGGGAAUGGCAUCAACGAAGGAAACAACUGAUAAUGAAUCACCGGCUAAAGAUGAUUCUUGAAGGUUACAUUACCGGUGUAUCUAACCCGAUUUUAAAUUUUUCAGGUUUUUUUUCUUCUUUGAGUGCUUAUAUGUUCAUUUUUAUUUUUUCCGUUGUUUCUUGUCUUUGCUUCGUUAUGACUUGUAAUCACCCCCACCCCCACCAAUUUUUCUCUCCCUUUUGCUUUACAUCUGUAAAACGGUAUUGAUUUCUUAUGAAGGAAGUUAUCGUUAUAUCCCGAAAAA